AUGCUGCGCAACGUCGUGUCCUUAGUGCUGCCCCUGGCACUGCACUUCACCAGCUCCCUGGGCUCGCCUUGCGCGCCGCCUAGCCUCCCUCUUCCCGCGAGUACGGUCUUCCAGUUCGAGUUAGGUUCCUGGAUCGAGAACCUAGCCGUCCGGGCCUCUGGAGAUCUUCUUGUUAGCCUGAUAUCCCCCACGCCCUCCAUCGUCGAGAUCUCUGGUGUCAACGGCGCCAACGCCACUGCCACGCUCGUCAACACCUUCGACUCGGUCACGGGCCUGCUCGGCAUCAUCGAAACGGCUCCGGAUAUCUUCGCUGUCGUCGGCGGCAACUUCACCGAGUCAGGUGCCGGUAUCCCCGGAACCUUCUCGGCUUUCAGCAUUGACUUCAACGCCGCCGCGCCCGAGUUCAGCAACAUCGCCGAGUUUCCUGAGGCGAGCUUCCUCAAUGGACUGGAGGUCUCCAAGGACAAGAACUUCCUGCUGGCUGGUGACGCCGCCCUCGGGAAGGUCUGGCGUGUUAGCCUAACAACUGGCGAGGUCGACGUCGCCCUGGAGCUCCCUGAGAUGCUGCCUCCUGCCAACAGUGUUCCAUUCAUUGGUAUCAACGGAAUCUUUGUCAAAGAUGGCUUCUUCUACUGGGCCUUGAGCCCCGAUGCAACCAUUUUCCGUAUCAAGGUAACCCCUGAAGGCCUCGCUGAGGAUGGCGCUUCUGUCGAGCUGUACGCCAAGAUUGAAGCGGCCCUGAUCGACGACUUCGAGAUCGGCAAGAACGGCAUCGCAUGGGCUGUGACCAACCUUGACAACAAGCUCUUCGCCAUCCGGCCGGACGGAACAAGCCAACUGGUCCUCGGGGGCGACAACGAUACAACCAUUGCUGGCGGUACUGCCGCCAGGUUCGGCCGCACAUCAGCUGACGAUAAGAUCCUAUAUGUCAGCACCUCUGGCGCUCUUGGUCAUCCUGUCAACGGCACUUUCGUCGAGGGCGCAAAGGUCGUUCGUGUCAAUACCAAGGGCUUCGCUUAA
Messenger RNA from Fusarium oxysporum Fo47, 1020 nucleotides. RefSeq lists its product as uncharacterized. NCBI's taxonomy places the organism in Eukaryota, Fungi, Ascomycota, Sordariomycetes, Hypocreales, Nectriaceae. The transcript has a single exon. The record is from RefSeq and is a predicted model, not a curated record. The coding region runs from base 1 to 1020 and encodes 339 amino acids.